Heterobasidion irregulare TC 32-1 is the source of this 2085-nucleotide messenger RNA. RefSeq lists its product as uncharacterized. The transcript is spliced from 8 exons. The record is from RefSeq and is a predicted model, not a curated record. Gene Ontology annotation, molecular function: protein binding. NCBI's taxonomy places the organism in Eukaryota, Fungi, Basidiomycota, Agaricomycetes, Russulales, Bondarzewiaceae. Bases 1 to 2085 code for a protein of 694 amino acids.
AUGUCGUCCUCCAACAUCUACGCCGUGAGCACCGUCCUCGCCGUCCCCCGUCCCCCCCGUCCCCGUCGUCGCUCACAUCCACCUCCUCUCCCACAGCAUCGCACCCUACAGCCCACCGCACAGCCCUCCCAGGGCUCCUCCCAGCAACAGAGUCAGGCCCGCCUCAACGAGUGCUUCGACACAAUCCGCCAGGAGUUCGACGGCCUCUCUCAGGAGUUCAAUCUCCUCCGCGGCCAGCGCGACGACUUUGAGAGCAAAGGUGCCCACCCCCCGCUUUGUUCUUUUCUCCACAUCCGCCACAUACCCACGCUCACCCCCGCUCUUCCUCCCUUUCUCGGGACCACCCCCGCCCCCCGCCCCACAGUCUCCGGCCAGGUCAACGAGCUCAACAUCAUCCGCCAGAGCCUCUACGACCUCGAGGCACAGCAUGGCAAAAUACGCCAACAAUACGAAGAAGAGCUCAGCCGCCUCCGCGCAGAGCUCAUGUCCCGCCCCCAAGCCCCCCAUCCCAACGUCGGCCCCGGCACAUCCGGCCUCGCCACCCCCAUCACCUCAUCCGGCCCCCCUCUCCCCCUCUCCGCCGGGCCCAGCCAAUACAACGACUCCUUCUUUCCCCGCGAUCGUGACCGCGCCGACAGGGACCGUGAACGCGAGAGGAUCGACCGCGUCGAGCGCGACCGCGAUCGUGAGAGGGAGCGCGAUCCCCGCGACUCCAAGAGAAUAAAGACAGAUACAAGGAUCAAGUCUGAUCGUCCAGAACAUUUCAGUCCCUCCAUGAACCCGGGCCCCUCGCAUCCUUCCAAUAAACUCCCUCCAGCCCCAGGUGGCCCCGGACAAGCGCCUCCCUCCUCCGCCUCCACGCCCUUUUCCGGCGGCCCUCCGCCCUCCGCCACCGAACCCUCCUCCAGCGGCUCGGGUGGAAUGGUCCCCGUGAAUAACGCCGGCGGCGGCUUUCUCGAGGACAUGGACCCCCACAACAUGCCGCCCGAGUUCAAGAAGGAGGGUACCGAUUGGUUUGCCAUCUUCAACCCCCAGGUGCCGCGCGUGCUCGACGUCAAUCUGGUUCACACCCUGCUCCACGAGAGCGUCGUCUGUUGCGUGCGCUUCUCCGCCGACGGCAAGUACCUCGCGACGGGAUGCAACCGGUCUGCGCAGAUAUAUGACACCAAGACGGGUGCAAAGACCUGCGUUCUGAUAGACCCAGAGGCGACCAAGACGGGCGACCUUUACAUCCGGAGUGUCUGCUUCAGCCCGGACGGCAAGUUUCUGGCGACGGGCGCAGAGGACAAGCAGAUCCGCAUCUGGGACAUCGCGAAGCGCCGCAUCCGGAACGUGUUCAACGGGCACACGCAGGAGAUCUACUCGCUCGACUUUUCGCGCGACGGGCGGCUGAUCGUGUCCGGCUCGGGGGACAAGACUGCGCGCAUCUGGGACAUGGCGGACGCCAAGUGCACCGUGCUCACGAUCCACGAGCCAGAGGCGGUCGACUCGGGCGUGACGAGCGUCGCGAUCUCGCCCGACGGACGCCUCGUCGCGGCGGGCUCGCUCGACACGAUCGUGCGCAUCUGGGACGUCGCGAGCGGGCUGCUCGUCGAACGCCUCAAGGGUCACAAGGACAGCGUGUACAGCGUCGCGUUCACCCCCGACGGCAAGGGGCUCGUCAGCGGCAGCCUCGACAAGACGCUCAAGUACUGGGACGUGCGCCCCGCGCUUGCCGGGUUGGGCUCGGGCUCGGGCUCGGGUCGGAAGGACUCCAUCGCGGGCGGGGCGGGGCCCGGUGGGGGAGGAGGCGUCGGGAACGGGAAGAAGGAGGGCGGGGAAAAGGGGAGCUCGUGCACGAUGAACUUUGCGGGGCACAAGGACUACGUGCUCUCGGUCGCGGUGUCGCACGACGGGCAGUGGGUCGUGUCGGGCUCGAAGGACCGGGGCGUGCAGUUCUGGGAGGCGCGGACGGCCGUCGUGCAGCUCAUGCUCCAGGGACACAAGAACUCAGUGAUCUCGAUCGACCUCAGCCCGGCGGCGAGCCUGCUCGCUACCGGCAGCGGCGACUGGCAGGCCCGAAUAUGGAGUUAUACCACGGCAUGA